Micropterus dolomieu (smallmouth bass) is the source of this 1598-nucleotide messenger RNA. Its product is annotated as Fc receptor-like A. Gene Ontology annotation, biological process: cell surface receptor signaling pathway. The record is from RefSeq and is a predicted model, not a curated record. The transcript has 5 exons. NCBI's taxonomy places the organism in Eukaryota, Metazoa, Chordata, Actinopteri, Centrarchiformes, Centrarchidae. The coding region runs from base 471 to 1274 and encodes 267 amino acids. Gene Ontology annotation, molecular function: transmembrane signaling receptor activity.
CGUGUUAUUUAGGGGAAAAUGCAAUCAUCCAAUUUUCAUUUUCAUUUAGUUCUUUUAACAUCAAGAAAAUAAAUUGACCAGUGCAUGAUAAUGUCAUCACGUGGUUCAGUCAGCAGGGUCAGAAUAUUGCAGGAGACAAACUGCUGUGCCAUGUAAUCAAUAAAUUCAAUCCAAGAGUGUGAUCACAAUCAGGAUCAGCUGAAGCUGACACCAUGCAGUUUAUAUUUGUGUCACCAGAGGGCGCCACAGCAUCACCUGAUGAGUCUUCCUGGUCCGGGACGUCCAUCAGUGUUUCUACAUUCAGGAAGCUCCAGGACAGAUGUCAGGGGGACGGCCUGGGGGCCGGAGGGUCCGGAGGGGCGGCCCAGAGCUCAGCCAAUGAGGCGCUGAGUGUGUCAUCAUGAAGAAGUGGUGGAGCUGCAGGCGUCGCUCUGCUGCUCAGACUGACGGAGAGUCGAACUACAGUCAACAUGAAGACUUCAGCUGUUUCUCUGCUGCUCGGUGUGUCCGUGCUGCUGCUGUCUGGACAGACUGUUUCUGCAGAUCCUCAGGUUUCUCUGGAGAUUCCUGCACUUCCUGUGGUGGCAGGAAGUGAUGUCACUCUGCGCUGUAGAAGCAAAGAUCAGGUCGCACUCGAAGCCUUUUUCAUCAGGGAUGGUUCUAAACUUGGAUCUGGACCUGAAGGCCAGUUUACCAUCCGUAACGUCCAGCCGUCUGAUGAAGGUCUCUACUGGUGUUAUUUUGAUCAGACUGAAGAAUCUCCUCGGAGACGGCUGAGCGUCAGAGGUCCUCAGGUUUCUCUGGAGAUUCCUGCACUUCCUGUGGUGGCAGGAAGUGAUGUCACUCUGCGCUGUAGAAGCAAAGAUCAGGUCGCACUCGAAGCCUUUUUCAUCAGGGAUGGUUCUAAACUUGGAUCUGGACCUGAAGGCCAGUUUACCAUCCGUAACGUCCAGCCGUCUGAUGAAGGUUUCUACUGGUGUUAUUUUGAUCAGACUGAAGAAUCUCCUCGGAGACGGCUGAGCGUCAGAGGUCAGGACACUGACAUCACUUCCUGUUUAGAUCAUAUGAACGAACCUGCUGACCUGCUGAUAAACUGCUCUCCUCCAGGCCCUACUGCUCCUCCUCCACAUCCUUCUCCUUCUAUUCCUCCAUUGUCCUCCUCCCCUCUCACCUUUCCCCUCCUAACAGCUGGAGCAGCUGUGGGUUCUCUGGUUCUUCUGGUUCAGGUCCUGGUCGGGGUUCUUUGGCUCCGCAGGAAUAAGACAGGAAACUGAAGACGAUCUUCUGGAUUUCAUCUUUUAUUUCACUUUGAUAUUCAAUCUCUUUAUUUUACUGUAACUUGUUCUUAUCAGUGUUGCUCGUCUCUCUUCUGCCCCUGUAGUCUGUAGUCCUCGGUGCCCCCCUUCAGUCUGUAGUCCCCUGUGCCCCCCUUCAGUCUGUAGUCCUCUGUGCCCCAUUCAGUCUGUAGUCCCCUGUGCCCCCUUCAGUCUGUACUCCCCUGUGCCCCCUUCAGUCUGUAAUCCCCUGUGCCCCUUCAGUCUGUAGUCCCAUGUGCCCCCCUUCAGUCUGUAGUCCUCUGUGCCCCCCUUCAGUCUGUA